AUGCACAUUCUGUCGCAGGUCAUCCUCCGGUCACUGGCAGGUCUUGCCGCCGCUCAGGACCGCCUCUUCUCUUCUGCCUUUGGCUAUCCCGGACGCAAUGCGAGCUACGACUACGUCGUCGUCGGUGGAGGCACCUCGGGCCUCACUCUCGCGUCUCGCCUUGCCGCAACCUCGGCCUCGGUGGCCGUCGUCGAGGCUGGCGGAUUCUACGAGGUAGAGAAUGGCAACAACAGCGUCGUGCCGCUCUACUCGCUGACGGGCAUUGCCUUCAUCGACCCCUCGCCGGGCUUCACCCCGCAGCCCUUGAUGGACUGGUCACUCAUCUCCGAGCCCAUCCCCGGCGCCGGCGGUCGUCAGGUCCACUACGCCCAGGCUAAGACGCUGGGCGGAUCUUCGUCGAUCAACACCAUGUCAUACAUUCGCCCGACCAGGGGCUCCUACGACCGCUGGGCCGAUAUUGUCGGCGACAACUCGUUCCGAUGGGAUAAUAUGCUGCAGUAUUUCAAGCGCUCUGUCGACUUGACGCCCCCGAACGAGGAAAAGCGCAGCAACACCAACGCCACGGUGCUGUUCGACCCCAGCGACUACGACGAAGAGGGCGGCCCGCUCCAGGUCUCGUGGAACAACUGGGUCGACCCAACGCUCACUUGGCUCGCCCAGGUCCUCCUAAGCCUCGGACUGACCAUCAGUCCUAAGGGCUUUAGCAGCGGCGAGCUCGUCGGCCAUGGCGCAUGGGUGCCGUCCACUAUUGAGCCGGAAAAGGCGCAACGUUCAACUAGCGAGAGCAGCUUCCUGCGACAAGCGAUCAAGGACACCGGAAUCAUCGUUUACUCCCAUUCUCUAGCGACCAAGAUCCUGUUCAACGGCACGCAGGCGGUUGGUGUGAGUGUCAACACGCGAGGGGUUGAGUAUACCCUCUCGGCCACCAAGGAAGUCAUCCUCACGGCCGGCACGUUCCACUCGCCGCAGCUGCUCCAGGUCUCUGGCAUCGGUGCCCGCGAGCACCUGGAAUCUCUGUCUAUCCCCGUCGUCGCAGACAUCCCUGGCGUGGGACAGAACCUCCAGGACCCCACUCUGAUGUCCGUCACAUACCCCAUCAGCACGCCCUCGGCCCAGUCGCUUACCAACGACCCGGCCCUCAACCCUGGCUUCGUCAACGAGUACCUCAAGUCGGGCACCGGCCCCUACAGCUCCGCGGCCGGCUUCCUGGCCCACGAGCGCCUCCCCAACUCGACCCUGGCCACGCUCAGCGAGGACACGCGGGAGAAGCUCGCCUCCCUGCCGCCCGACUCCCCACAGCUCUCCUUCGUCGCGGGCGCCUACUCGAGCGGCCCGGGCCAGACACGAGGGAGCCUCUCUGCCUGCAUGCCCCUCGUCUUCUCCCGUGGGAACGUCACCAUCGCCUCGGCCUCCGUGAAUGAACCGCCGCAGAUCUACCUGAACUGGCUCUCAGAUCUCGCAGACGUCGAGGUGGCUGUUGCGGCCGUCAAGCGCCUGCGCGCCGCGUGGUCGUCGCCCUUCGCCAACACCCCGGGCUUCAAGAUCGGGCCCGAGGCGACCCCCGGUGACGCUGUGCAGACAGACGAUGAGAUUCUCGAGUAUAUCAGAGCCCAUACCAACCAGAUCUGGCACCCGGUCUCGACUGCGGCCAUGGGCAAGGAAGAGGAUGUUGCGUCCGGUAAGGCCGUGGUCGACAGCCGCGGGCGCGUAUUUGGAGUCCAGGGGCUAAGGGCCGCGGACGCAAGUGCCUUUCCUUUCGCUCUGCCUGGGCAUCCACAGUCUGCCGUGUAUGCGCUGGCGGAGAAGAUUGCAGAUGAUAUAAUUACUGGACGUUGA
Messenger RNA from Diaporthe citri, 1836 nucleotides. RefSeq lists its product as uncharacterized. The record is from RefSeq and is a predicted model, not a curated record. The transcript has a single exon. The coding region runs from base 1 to 1836 and encodes 611 amino acids. Gene Ontology annotation, biological process: secondary metabolite biosynthetic process. NCBI's taxonomy places the organism in Eukaryota, Fungi, Ascomycota, Sordariomycetes, Diaporthales, Diaporthaceae. Gene Ontology annotation, molecular function: oxidoreductase activity, acting on CH-OH group of donors; flavin adenine dinucleotide binding.